AUGGCAAGCACCCCCGCACAAGAUGCAGAGGAGGCCGAUGAGAGUGAGGUGACUCUUGAGGUGCGGCUGCAGUGGCAAGAUGCUGGUGGCAGUCAGAGCGACCAGAUCUGCAUGGUUGCGACCAGCACGCUCAAGGAACUCAGAGAGCACUGCGCGGAAAUGCUUAAAGUGAAGCGCAUCCAUUGUCCAGAUUUCAAUGAUGACAUGGGCAGCCAGCAGCUCCAGGAGCUUGGUAUAGGGCUAUCAGAUGUGCCCAUCCUGCUGGAACUCGGGCCGCCCUUGGAGUGCGCAGGGCCUGCUGAGCCAAAGGCAGCUGCAAAGGCAACGUCUCUGCCCAGGAAGGCCCGCGCCCCCUUGGCGGUGCGGCAGGCCGUGGAGGAUGCGUCGGACGUAAGGGAGGGCUGGCUCUUCCUCGGCGGGCAGAUGGCGGCAAGCAGUCUGGAAGGCCUUCAGCAGAUAGGCAUCACCCACAUCUUGAACUGCUGUGAGCGAGUUCCCUGUAAAUUCCGAUCAAGGAUCACCUACAAGACGAUAGCUGUAAUGGACACAAAAAGCUCCGAUAUCCGUGAUUUCAUCCCGGAGGCCCUCGCCUUCAUUGAUGAGGUGGUGGCUGCUGGAGGACAGCGAUUCAUGAAUAAAGGCAGACGUGAUGAUGUCAGCACCAGGAAGUCGGGUGGAUCCUUUACUGCCAUUUACGAGUCUGCCAGCGCUGGCAAGAACUUUGCUUCCGUCAAUGCCGGAAACCCCAAGAAGCUGAAGGUGGGUGGCGGGACAAUCAACGGGCAGUUUGCCCAGGAGCUUCAGAAGGUUGCCGGGCAUGACCCUGAUAGCUACAGUCCGGCCCAUGAGGCGCUGCUUCGCGUGGCCACACAAGCUGGGGCGAGGCACGGCCUGAUCCCAGCUCCUGCCACGCUGCGGCUUCCAUCAUGCCUGGAGGCCGCCUAUAUCUACCUCGGCAGGACACCUGCAGAGGCCGAGCAGAUUGCUGGCGACUCCGGCCGAGGUGGUCUCGUGAUUCUGGACAUGUUCGAGUCAAAGUCCCGGCCCUACCAUGAACAAAAUGUGGCGAUGGUGUAUACUGUUGGUCCCCAGCGGGGCUAUGAACCUGAUGAUGGGACAUUCUUAUCGAAGGUGCGCUUGGUUGGCCGCAAUGUGGUGGCGGCUUGCCACGACUACAACGCGCAGAAUCCGCCGCAGCCGAUUGAGCAAGUGCGCCUCUGCCUGGUGAGUGGUGGCAAGUUUGCCGAGCGUGUUCCCAAGGAACAUGUAGCUCGACAGCUUGUGCUCGGUGUGUUGGACGUGCAGCUGGCUGAAUGGGUUAAAGCGGAUGCGGUGCCGGAAAUUGAGUUCGCUUAUGAUGGGGACGUUUUCCGAAAAGAGUGGGCCGCCUUGGUUGAAAGAACCUGA
Symbiodinium pilosum is the source of this 1407-nucleotide messenger RNA. Lineage: Eukaryota; Dinophyceae; Suessiales; Symbiodiniaceae. The record is from the annotation of a GenBank genome assembly.